AUGAAUAAUAAUAAUAAUCAUAUAUUUGUAAAUUUAUCACAUCUUUUAUUAAAUAAGAUAGUUGAAUUGAUACCAAAUGCGAUAGAUAGAUUAUGUUUCAGUUUAACUUGUAAAAGAUGGUUCGAAGAUCGUGAUAAAUAUCUUACGUUGGACAGUGAAGAGUUCUAUAGCACAUCGCGACAGUUGGAUGAAAUUGCAGAUUUUCAUCUCCAUUCCUAUAGGAAGCAAUACGAGACAGUUCUAAAGAAUCUCGAUGAUUGUGUAUUAUGUAUUGGAACUAGUGUUUACUCAAGCAUUGAUGAAUUUACAUUUAACCAUAAACAAAAUGAUAUAAAGCAACUAAAAAUUGAUCCAGUUGUUUCAAAAAUUUUAUUUUAUUCUGACUGUGAUGUGGAAACGAUGCUAGCUGUUUAUGACAAAGUGGUCGAUUCCAAUGUUGUUAAAUAUGAAAUUUAUUUCGAUAAUAAUUUGGCCGUUGGUUGUAUACCAGCGAAUAUCAAAAAUCUUGGGUUUUUCACGUUCAGAAAGCAUUUGGAGAAAGGUUGGCUACCGGAUUCAUUGGAGUACGUUUCUUUUGGAGGAUAUAAUCUACCAUUUGAAGUUGGUACUCUUCCUGCUUCUCUAAAAGAACUACAGCUUGGAAGCUAUUCACAUAUUCUCUCGGCCGCUGUAAUUCCAAAACAAUUGGAAAGACUUAAAUUCAACCUUCCCUAUGAACUCAACCUACCGGCACUCCCCACCAGUAUUGAAGCGCUCUCCGGUAUCACUAACGCAUCGUUUAGUAAUAUUCAACAAUUGAAAUCGCUACCGAAUCUCAAAGAACUCUUACUUUACCUAAGGCCAUCGGGAUACACUCUGAAACCAGAUGAUCUUCCAAAGACACUCGUUACCAUCUAUCUUGAGGCAUUCGACUCUGCUGAUCCAUUUACACUGCUACCAGAUGUCAUUCCAACACCGGCAGCAGAUUCCAACUAUGAAGAUCUGGAUCUAGGUGAAUGUUUAAACACACUCGAUCCAAGAAUCAUUCCUAGCUCCUGUACGAUAGAGAACCUCGAUAUCUGUAGUCAAAUCAACUCUGUUCAACCUCUCUCAGUUGGUCAACUACCAUCGAAAGUUAAGAAUCUUUCAUUGGGGGUUUAUAAUCAUCCUUUGGUAGCGGGAGUGUUUCCUGAAGGCUUGGAAGAGCUGAAUCUCGGCGAAGUUUACAAUCAUGAAAUCCCUGUUGGUUUGAUUCCAAAAACAGUGAAAACACUGGUGCUCAGUCAGGAAUAUACAUUACCUCUUCUUCCUCAUUCCAUACCGGAAUCAGUGACCGACAUUGAUUUAUCAAACUAUGAUCAGACUCUAGCUGAUUAUGUACUUCCAUCUACACUUACAACUUUAAGAGUCAUUCAUCGAUUCCUUGUCAACAAUCCACUACAAACAUUGCCAUCAACUAUCGAAACACUUUAUGUAUUCUUUCCAAAAUUGGAUAGUCAACUUUUUUAUAUUAGAAAACUUGACAACACAACCAAUCAUUAUCUGAUGAUUGCAGAUGGUGGAUUAGAAGGUGGAAUCAUUCAUUUUGAUAUACUAAAUCAAUUAAUAUUAAACGAUAAAGAUAAAGAUAAUGAUGAUAAUGAUGAUAAUGAUGAUAAUGAUGAUAAUGAACAUAAUAAUUAUGAUGAUGAUUCAGAAGAUUCAGAAGAUUCAGACGAAUAA
This is a messenger RNA of Heterostelium album PN500, 1701 nucleotides long. RefSeq lists its product as uncharacterized. Bases 1 to 1701 code for a protein of 566 amino acids. The transcript is spliced from 2 exons. NCBI's taxonomy places the organism in Eukaryota, Evosea, Eumycetozoa, Acytosteliales, Acytosteliaceae. The record is from RefSeq and is a predicted model, not a curated record.